AUGGAUCUGUUGCUACCGACUCUUACUCUCUUACUCGUUGUUACAGCUGCUAUAGAAGUUACUUCUGUGGCAGCCCGUGUCUGUGUACUUGGUACUGAACCAGAUGAAUCUGCAGGCGGCAGGGUACGGUUCGUUCUACCACCGGGCGAUCCUUGCUCCUGCACUCAAGUCAUGCUGGGCGGACACAACGCUUAUGCACCGCCUAGGAAGGACCAACCCGUCUACAUCGACACUCUUCCAAAGGACCCUGAAGGACUCCGUAGAUCACAAGGAUGUCCAAAUGAAAACGCUCAAAGUGAAGACCCAAAGAGAACUUCAACGUCACUAGAAGCUACUUCUGCAGCCCCUAGUACAACUGCAAUCCCAGUCUACAAUGACUGUCAGGAUGUCCUCGAUUCGGGACACGAUACUGAUGGAGUGCACAACAUCUUAGUUGAUGGUAAUUCCACAGAGGCCUUCUGUGACUUAAACUCAACGGAGAGCGGUGGCGAAGGGUUCAUUGUUAUUCAGAAACGCUUCAACGGCUCUGUUGAGUUCAAUCGUACCUGGGCAGACUACGAAGCUGGAUUUGGUGAUCUAGAGGGUGAGUUCUGGUGGGGAAAUAGCAAGCUUCGAUCCCUGACAGACAACGACAACACCAAGUGGGAGUUGGUGGUGGAUCUGGAGGCAUUUGACGGGAGCAAUGCCAGCGUUCGCUACGAUGAGUUCAGCAUCACUGGAGACACGUAUGAUCUUACAGUCAGUGAAUUCAACCCCAUUCUAGGAAAUGCAGGUGAUGGCCUGGAGAGGCAUCAGAGGGCAUUCACAACGAAAGACGAGGAUAACGACGACUCUGGUUCAACUAACUGCGCUGCAAAAUUCAACGGUGGCUGGUGGUACAACAAAUGUAACAGCAUCGAGAGUAAUCUGAAUGGCAAGUACAGUCAGUCCGAAAGCGUUAAUGAAUACCAAGGAGUGCAGUGGGUACCAUGGAAAAACAGACGUGACAUCUCCCUCAAAGGAUGUCAAAUGAAGAUAAGACGCCAAACAACCCCUUAACUCAACCGACCUUCAUAACUUAAAAAAAGUACAACACAAAACAAGAUAAUAAGUAGGGUAAAUGGGCUUAGCAUUAGCUUUAGUCUGCACAGUUAAUAGAUUGGUG
Molecule: messenger RNA, 1144 nt
Organism: Asterias rubens (European starfish)
Lineage: Eukaryota; Metazoa; Echinodermata; Asteroidea; Forcipulatida; Asteriidae
Product: microfibril-associated glycoprotein 4-like
Exons: 5
Coding region: 1-1038 (345 amino acids)
Source: RefSeq, a predicted model, not a curated record